Molecule: messenger RNA, 1198 nt
Organism: Schistosoma turkestanicum
Lineage: Eukaryota; Metazoa; Platyhelminthes; Trematoda; Strigeidida; Schistosomatidae
Source: the annotation of a GenBank genome assembly
CUAUCUAAGGAUAGUGCAGAACCAUAAAUACAUAGUGUUUUUCGAAAAAAAGUUAUUUCUCUAUUUAUUUUCUAGAUUUGUUAGUUUGUACUAAGGUGAUUUUGCAGCGGAAAUCAAACUCCGUUGGUACAUCUGAAACCUGCUGUGUGUAUCUAAUGGCUGGUAACAUGCAAACGAUUAAAUGCGUUGUAGUUGGUGAUGGAGCUGUCGGAAAAACGUGCUUACUUAUAUCCUACACUACAAACAAAUUUCCGAUGGAAUAUGUUCCGACUGUCUUUGAUAACUAUGCAGUAACUGUUAUGAUUGGCGGGGAACCUUACACUCUGGGACUUUUUGAUACAGCUGGUCAAGAAGAUUAUGACCGUUUGAGACCUCUCAGUUAUCCUCAAACGGAUGUUUAUCUAGUUUGCUUUUCAGUGGUUAGUCCGUCCUCUUUCGAAAAUGUCAGGGAAAAGUGGGUCCCAGAAAUAACACAUCAUUCAUCGAAAGCGCCGUUUAUUCUUGUCGGAACACAAAUUGAUCUUCGUGAAGAAGAGACCACAGCAAACCUUCUGAAAAAAAAUAAGACGAAACCGAUCACUUCGCAACAGGGUGAACAACUUGCCAGAGAAUUAAAAGCCGUCAAAUACGUAGAAUGUUCGGCGCUUACCCAGAAAGGUUUGAAAAAUGUGUUCGACGAAGCUAUCAUUGCUGCCCUGCAACCUCCACCCCCGCGUAAGCAGAAACGUUGUUGUCUGCUGUGAAGAAUGAGUUUAUUUCCGAUCCUUAUUGUUAUUACUGAUUUGACUUGUUAUGGAAAAUCAGCAAACUUGUUAGUCGGAUUCCUGACGAACUGUAAUAUUAUCUGCAUAUUACCCAUAUUAUUAUCAAUUAUUUUUAUUGAUAUCAUUAAUAACUCUCACAGUCUCAACUAAAAUGUAUUCAACAGCGAUAUGAGUACUUUUAAAAACGUGGCCUUGAUGCCUUACUUUUCCCCCCUUGCUUUUUUCUUUACAAAACGGUGAUCUUGCUGCUAAUUUUAAAAAUUUUACUAAUAAUGCUAUUUGUUAAAUGACUCUGUGUAUCUUCACUGACUUUCAUUUAUAUCGUUUUGUUAGCCCAUAAUUUGUUUUAAAGUAGCGUUUAUUAUCAAUAGUGAUAUCAUCUGAAUUCAUACUAGCUAUAAUGUUGGGUUUGUGUGAAAAAAAGUCCAUUUUAC